AAUUUAUAGAAAAUGCCUAGGGAUUUGUCGCGAUCGCGGUCACCCUCAUACAGGCGAAGGCAUUCACCAUCGCCAGUGGUGCAUAGGUAUAGCAGGAGGAACCGAAGGGAUAGGAGCCCAUCUCCAUAUUCAUCCUAUUCUUAUGGCAGGUGAUCCUGUUUAUGACUUUAUGUUCUCACUAUUUAAGUUGAUCUAAUUUAAUCUUCAAGGAAUUGUGAGAAAGAUUAACGGCUCAUGUAUUUGUGUUGCUGGUUGGAAAUACAAAUUGUUCAAGUAGCUAUGUACGCAUCUUAUCCUUCUCCAUUGGUCUUUUGGUGCUUGUCUGUCCUCUAUUUUCCUCUCUUAUGCAUGUUGUCUAUAUCAUUUUGCUUAAAGUUUUAUCUUGGAUAAAAUAUGGAAUCUGAUUUUAUUUUUUAAAAGAUUAAGUUGGAUAAACUGAAUGCCAACUUCAGGCAUUGGUAUGAUUAUAAAAUCCCAUAAUGUGAAACAUGGUCUUGGUAUCUUAAUAAAUGUAUUUUUUGUCCUUCAUUUGUGAUCCUAUUGUAUUUAAAAACGUUUGGCAAGUUUUCUUGACAUUCAAGAGCUUGUUGAGUUGAAAAUUUUUCAAAGGGACUGGAUAUGUGAUUCUAAGUUCCUGUGGUGUAACCCAUAUUUAAUAUGUCAAAGUUCACCACCUAGCAAUUCAGUGAGAGCAUUCCACACAACACUACUUUAAAUUGGAUUCUAUAUGGAAGCUUAUCAUUAUUUGGAAUUCUUUCUUUACUUCUUUUAGUGUAUGGGAAUUGGGAAAUGGAUGAUUUGAUUGUUUACUUUGGCAUGCUUAUUAAAUUUUGCUCUUAAAAAAGACCUCUCUCCAUGGAUUCCUCCUGUAUUUUCUUGAUGCAUAGGAGUUAAUGUUUGACAACCCCCAUACCAAUGGGUUAAACACUGUUGAUUUUGUCUAAAGUCUGUAAUGAUUAUGUUUCUCAACUAAUAAUUGCUAUUAAUUAUCAAUAUUUCAAUGGGCUUCUGCUUCUGGGGAACUUAACAUUUGCAUGGAAAGGUAGAGAGAUGCCAAAUAUAUUCUUUUGGAGAAAAAUACAAAGAGAGCUUUAAAAGUGCCAUAGGAUUCAUGCCCUUUGUCAGAAAAUUUAAAAAACUCAGUUUCUUCUCAUCAUAUGGGGUGGGAGGUGAGCAGGUGAUGGGUGCUGAUGGGUGUGCUUUUGUUGCUUGAUUGUGAUAUUAGCUUCUUCAUGUGAUAAAAGAUGGAGCACACAAUGGUUAUUCUUAACAAUGUAUGAGAAGGAGAAGUCGAUCUAUUUCUCCACGACGUCGCAAAAGUCGUUCUCCAAUUCCAAGACAUCGUAAAAGUCGUUCUCCAACUCCAAGGCGUCAUAAGUGGCAAAGAAGUAGGAGUUCCUCAUUGUCUCCUGCUCGUAAAUCUUCUAGUCCAAGUCUUGCGUCAUUGGAGCGCAAAAUUAUUGGUGAAAAUUUGAGAAAAGAAGAUGAAGAAGAGAAGAAGAGGCGUCAACAGGAAGCAGAACUAAAACUGAUUGAAGAGGAGACAGCAAAGCGGGUAGAAGAAGCUAUACAGAAGAAAGUUGAAGAGAGCUUAAAUUCUGAGGAGAUCAAGCUGGAGAUACAGAGGCGUUUGGAGGAGGGAAGGAAAAGACUUCAUGAAGAAGUUGCCAUUCAACUUGAGAGAGAAAAAGAAGCUGCUCUUAUUGAGGCUAGGAGAAAAGAGGAACAAGCUCGAAAAGAAGAAGAAGAGUUGGAAAAAAUGCUUGAUGAGAACCGGAGGAGGGUGGAAGAAGCUCAGAGAAGGGAAGCUUUGGAGCAACAGCAGAGAGAGGAGGAACGAUAUCGAGAAUUAGAAGAGCUUCAAAGACAGAAGGAAGAAGCAAUGAAAAGGAAGAAGCAGCAAGAGGAGGAAGAACGUUUAAACCAGAUAAAAUUGUUGGGCAAGAACAAGUCUCGGCCGAAGUUUUCAUUCGCAUUUGGCUCAAAAUAAUUACUUGGAGGACCAAAAUCUCCAAAGACAGAAGGAAGAAGCAACAAGAGGAGGAAGAACGUUUAAGCCAGAGCAAGAACAAGUCUCGGCCGAAGUUGUCAUUAGCAUUUGGCUCAAGAAAAUUACUUGGAGGACCAAAAUUCAUUUACAUUAAAUGUAUGUGUUGGACUUGAUUACUUGUUUUCAUUUGUACUUUGAGGAUUUUAAAAUGGUUAAUCCAGGUUUUGGUGUUCUGUUGUUCUGGAUUGUUCUGUUGUUCAACCCCAAGAAUGGUUUUGAUAUGACGAGUCUAUUAAUUAGCUAUGCUGCUUGAACUGUGAA
Molecule: messenger RNA, 2311 nt
Organism: Hevea brasiliensis (rubber tree)
Lineage: Eukaryota; Viridiplantae; Streptophyta; Magnoliopsida; Malpighiales; Euphorbiaceae
Exons: 4
Coding region: 1277-1990 (237 amino acids)
Cellular component (GO): nucleoplasm; mitochondrion
Molecular function (GO): cadherin binding
Source: RefSeq, a predicted model, not a curated record